Messenger RNA from Lachancea dasiensis, 1254 nucleotides. NCBI's taxonomy places the organism in Eukaryota, Fungi, Ascomycota, Saccharomycetes, Saccharomycetales, Saccharomycetaceae. The record is from the annotation of a GenBank genome assembly.
AUGAGACCGAGAAUCCGUCCCAGGCUCCAAUACAGAUUCUUGCUUGAUCACAAUCCUUUUCAGCGACAAGUGUGGUGUAAACUUCAUACACUUCCAGCCUUGAAACGUCAAGCCACUUCGAAAGCUAAAUCUUUACAAUCCUUACUCCAAGGCGUCGGAUUUGAAGAACUUUACCGGAUUCGCUCUAACAUCGAGCUCUUAAUUCAAGAUUUUGCUAAGAGACCGAUUCCGCCCAUAUCCUAUAAAUUCCUUACACAAUACCAAGUCCCCCUGACAACAAACGAAAAAUACAUGCUAGCCAUCAAGACGGUUAACUUACUAUUGACAUACACUUGCAGGAGGCUGGAUGCUGUCCAAAAGCUUCCAUACAUCGCAGUGCUCAAUCCGAAUAUUGAGGAAACAAAUAGGCUAUAUCUGAGGACAUUAGAAAGCUUGCUGUCUAUUAACUACCCCUACGGUUUGCAUGAUGAGGAGGUAAUGACGAAAAUCCUUACCGAGUUCCUUGAUGACCAUCAGGAUACUUUAGUGACACUCUCUCGUGGUUUUCAGGAAAUCAUGGAAUUCUAUCCCAAAGAAGCUGUAUUUCAGUUUUUGAAUCUGCAUUUGAGAGACCGCAUUGCCAUGAAGUUAUUAGCAACGCAUUACUUGUCUAUUUCAGCUCAGGUAUCUGGUGAUCUUCCCGUGGUUGGUGUACUUCACAAGGAAAUGAAAAUUUCAGAGCUAGUAAGGCGUGUUGAAGAAUUUGUAGGUGACCUUUGCUUUGUGAAGUAUGACCAUCAAGUUCCCAUCACUAUAUUGGAAGGAAACGAGGUAGAAUUUCCUUGCGUACCCACCGAUCUUGAGUACGUUCUCACAGAGCUUUUGAAGAACUCAAGCAGAGCGCACAUCGAGAACUCUACACCAGAGAACAACACUGCAGAGAAAGCGGUCGAAGUUAGCAUUAUCCGUAGCGAGAAUGAUUUGGAGAUAAGGAUUCGUGACUUUGGCGGUGGUAUCCCCCCUCAAGUGGAGGACCGGAUGUUUGAUUACUCUUACAGCACUGUGGACGCAGACGCCAAGGACACCGGAAUGAGUGCAUAUGUUUUGCCAGGGGCCGAUGUUUGCAAUGUAUCCGGUAUGGGAUUUGGUCUACCUAUGUGUAAAGCUUACGUCGAAAUGUUCAAUGGAACGCUCGACAUACAAAGCUUAUGGGGAUGGGGUACUGACGCCUACGUAAAACUUAAGGGACCGGAUCUACGUCAUCCAACGCACUAA